AUGGCAGACUCCCAACGCUUCUCACUUACCAAAACCCUCCUUUCAUCCGACGCCGCUGGCUUCCGGCAGGCUACCCAGUCGACCUUUCUCCAGCGAGCAGCCGAGGGCAAGGUCCCCAAAGACACUCUGGGGCAAUGGCUCGCCAACGACCGCCUCUACAUCUUGGGAUACAUCCGAGGAAUCGGCAAGACGCUAAGCUUCCUGCCCCUCCCGGAAACGGUGCCGCCGCCGUCACAAGGCAGCAGAGAAACAGCUACCACCCGUCUCCUAGACUGGCUCAUCGACGCCGCGACCAACAUCCGCCGUGAAGAAAAGUUCUUUGUCGACACGGCACGCAAGUUCGGCAUCAGUGUCAACCUGCCCGCCGACGAGGACGGCCACGUCCCCGACAGCGCCAAGCUGGAAGGCCUGCGGCGCUUCGAAGCUCUCUUUGGCGGGCUUGGCCCCAGCGCCAGCGCCACCCUGCCGUGGCUAGAGUGCGCCGUCGUCUUCUACGGGACGGAGAAGUGCUAUCUGGAGGCGUGGACGUGGGCCAGGAACCGCCAGCGCGAGCUGGGUGAGCUGGAGGGCGGAGAUGCCGAUGGCGGGGCCUUGCGCACCGAGUUUAUUCCAAACUGGACUGGCACCGAGUUUGCUGCCUUUGUCGACCAGCUUGGCAAGAUCGUGGACGAUGCCGUUGUGGAGUGCACCAGAGGCGCGGGAGACGAGGUUAGAAAUGAGCUUGUUGAGCGGUCGUUGGCCAAGUGGCGAGAGCUGCUGGCGGCCGAGAAGGCUUUCUGGCCGGCAAUGGAGUGA
Metarhizium brunneum ARSEF 3297 is the source of this 795-nucleotide messenger RNA. RefSeq lists its product as uncharacterized. The record is from RefSeq and is a predicted model, not a curated record. Lineage: Eukaryota; Fungi; Ascomycota; Sordariomycetes; Hypocreales; Clavicipitaceae.